AAUUCACGCGCCGUGCGCCGUAUUGUAAAAUCCUCGGUCGCAAGAGAGAUUCCCGAACCUAAACUACCUCAGGCCUGCGACUCUAAUAAUAUCUUCAUUUCUCGAAUUGGUGCACGCCGGCCGACCUCCCACUCUUUUCUUUCUUUUUCGACACAUAACAAAUGUUGCGGAAGAUCGAUCAGUCACAGGGCCUCAUCAGUGAUCCCUCGUAGGCAUCUUAAAUACUGGCAGGGUAGAUCUUGGGUAGCGUUGGUGGUAUCGCACUCCUUUGUUCCUUUUGCGUUGUCUUCGUCGACGGAGACGGCCGGCAUGGACACGCACAAGGCGGGUGGCGGCGGGGGCGCCGGCGAGGUGCGGAGGAUCAACGUGGUGUAUUUCUUGAGCCGCGGCGGCAGGACGGACCACCCGCACCUCUUCCGCGUCAGCCACCUCCACCGCGCCGGCGUGCGCCUCCGCGAUGUGAAGAGGUGGCUGUCGGAGGUGCGCGGCAAGGACAUGCCGGAGAAUUUCUCAUGGUCUUACAAAAGGAAGUACAAGGCUGGGUAUGUCUGGCAGGACCUGAUGGACGAUGACCUCGUGACGCCAAUCUCCGACAACGAGUACGUGCUCAAGGGCUGCGACGUGCGGGGAACCCCUCCUCCUCCUCCUGGUGCCGACGCACCGAAAGCUUCAUCUUUAGCAGGCGAGAAGAAACUGAACAGAAAGGACGAGAAGGCCCAUAAGGUUGCGUGCGAUCAGAAGCAGGUUCAGGAGGCGACGCCAAUACGCUCCGACGACAACGAGAGCUUCCCCAAGCCGCCGAUCGACCAGGAUUCGCCCGGCGGACCACCGUUCAGGAUCGUUUUGCCGCAGGAGCGAAAGCGGCGGCAAGAAACGGGGAGAGCGGUCGCCGAUCAUCGGCAGGCGGUGGUGCCAGCGCGGGCGGCGGCGCCGGGCGGCAAGAAGCGGCCCGUGGGGCGGGCGCGGAGGAUGAGCGUGGCGCGGGCGCUCCACAGCAUCCUGACGUGCGGCGCGGCCGACGCCGACGACGCCGCGCUCCGGCCCGUCGUCCCGCGGCGAGGCGCCGUGGACGGCGACGACGACGACUGGACGGGCACCCCCGUGUGUCCCGGCAUCGACGGCUGCGGCAUCCACAGCGCGAGCAGGAAGCCCACCAGGCCGCGAAGAGGCGGGAAAGACAAGGCGAAGCGGGAAGGCGUCGUUGCGGCGCACAAGCCGGCAAGCCUGCCGCGUUGCUCGCAGUGCGGGAAGGAGUUCAAACCGCAGGAGCUGCACUCGCACAUGCAGUCGUGCAGGGGCUUCAGGGAGAGGAUGAGGAAUAGCGCCAGCACGCGGGUCGGCGUGGACAGGAGCCGGAGGAACUCCACCGCGAGGAGGGCAGACGACCACUCCUCCUUCCCGGAGCGGCCGACCACCGCGUUCCUCCUCACGGAGUCGUGAUCGAUCUCUUCUUCAACUUGGUCGGUGUCACCAGAUGUAGAUUUGAAUGAUCCUUGGGUUGCGUACUUACAUUAAUUCGACCUCGGAAUUGUUUAGCUUGACAGUAGAAAACAACGGUUUGGAGAUAUUCCUUCAGCUUGCUUUUGAUCUUGUUUCGAUGAUCAAACCGUUUGAAUUGAAUCACUAGUGUAGAUCGUCAAUUCGCAGGUCCACUUAUGCAUCGUUCUCUUACCUCAAUUCGAUCAGGUAGGUCUUGUUUGGCAUUAGAAUUUCUCCAGUGUUUGUAGAGCGUCUCAAAAAAUUCAAUAACAGUAGAAAUCGUAAGACUU
Messenger RNA from Brachypodium distachyon (stiff brome), 1769 nucleotides. RefSeq lists its product as uncharacterized. The record is from RefSeq and is a predicted model, not a curated record. Lineage: Eukaryota; Viridiplantae; Streptophyta; Magnoliopsida; Poales; Poaceae. The transcript has 6 exons. The coding region runs from base 310 to 1440 and encodes 376 amino acids.